GAAUUUUAUCCCUCCCCGGAACACCGAGGGUGCAAAGGGAGAAGUACUGAGACUGAACGGAACUGCAAAUUCAAUAUACCGUUGGUCGUCUCCAUCCGCCGCCCGAUUCUGUUUAAUGUUUCCUCCUAAAGAACCUCUGGUCUGACUGAUGAUGGAGCGGUUCCUCUUCUCCCUGCUGGUGCUCAGCCUGGCCGUGAAGGCCCAACUUUGCCCAAAGCGCUGCAUCUGCCAGAACCUCUCGCCUUCCCUCGCCAUCCUCUGUGCCAAAACCGGGCUGCUCUUCGUGCCUCCGUUAAUCGACCGGAGGACGGUGGAGCUGCGACUGACCGAUAACUUCAUCACCACGGUGAGGAAGAAAGACUUUGCCAACAUGACCAGCCUGGUGCACCUGACCUUGUCCAGGAAUACCAUCAGCCAGAUCAUGCCACUGACCUUCGGUGACCUUCGAGGCCUCCGGGCUCUUCACCUGGACAGCAACAGGCUGACCAAGCUGGUGAAUGAGCACCUGAAGGGUCUGGUGAACCUUCGCCACCUGAUCCUCAACAACAAUCAGCUCCACCACAUCUCUGAGGGUUCCUUCAACGACUUCCUCACCUGCCUUGAAGAUCUGGACCUAUCCUACAACAACCUGGAGUAUUUCCCCUGGGAGGCAAUCGCCAAGAUGGUCAACCUAAACACUUUGACCUUGGACCACAAUCUCAUCGACCACAUAGAGGAAGGGACGUUCUCUGUCCUGCACAAGUUGUCCCGGUUGGACAUGACCUCGAACAGGUUGCAGAAACUUCCCCCUGACCCUCUUUUCUUAAGGACUCAGCUACUGGUCAACGCCAAGGGUGCUCAGUACUUCUCCCUGACUCUCAGCUUUGGGGGUAAUCCUCUCCACUGUAACUGCGAACUACUGUGGCUCAGACGACUAACCCGGAUGGAUGACCUGGAGACCUGUGCGUCACCGCCCCACUUGAUGGGCAAGUAUUUCUGGUCGAUCUCCGAAGAGGACUUUGUCUGUGAGCCUCCUCUUAUAACUCGGCUUCAGGCUACCAAGGUGUUUGUGGUGGAGGGCCAGGGAGUGACUCUUAAAUGCAAGGCCAUUGGUGACCCAGAUCCCUCCAUUCUCUGGAGCUCACCGGAGGGGAAGCUGGUAUCUAACUCAUCCAGAACGAUCAUCUACGACAAUGGAACCCUGGACAUCCUGAUCACCACACUCAAGGACAACGGCAUGUUCACCUGCAUCGCCUCCAACGCCGCGGGUGAAUCGGCCGCCAACCUCACCAUUGGGAUCAUCCCCCUCCCUCACCUGGUCAACUUCACCAGCCAGCAGAAAGAGCCUGCCCCCGGAUCGUCCGACAUCACCACCUCCACUAAAUCAGGCUCCUCCUCCAACAGCAGUGACACCAAGAGCUCUCAGGAGAGGAAAGUGAUGGUGACAGACUUGAGCACAACUUCUGCCCUGAUCUGGUGGCCUUCUCAGCACCCCAUCCCUAGGAUCCGCAUGUACCAGAUUCAGUACAACAGCUCCACUGACAACACCCUGGUCUACAGAAUGAUUCCAUCCACCAGUAAAACCUUCUUAGUGAAUGACCUGUCUCCAGGGCGCGACUAUGACCUGUGCAUCCUGGCCGUCUACGACGACUGGAGCACGCUGAUGACAGCGACCAGAGUGGUGGGCUGCGUGCAGUUUACUACGGAGCAGGAGUACUCCCGCUGCCACUCCAUGCACACGCAGUUCCUUGGUGGGACAAUGAUCAUCAUCAUCGGCGGCAUCAUCGUGGCCUCCGUCUUGGUCUUCAUCAUCAUCCUGAUGAUCCGCUACAAGGUGUACAGCAACGCAGGUGAGGGCAAGACGCCGGUCAGCAACGUCUGCUCUCAGACCAAUGGCAGUCAGCAGGGAGGCAUGACGCGGUCCAGCUCCAAGCUAGCCGAGGGGUCAGGUGAGUGCACGCAGGAGAUUUUCGGUGACUGCCCCAAAGGCUCGGUGACUGUGCUAUUAAACCUGUCGGGGGAACAGUGCGGCAGCCCUCCGAGCAGCAGCGGAAUGACAAUGGACUCUCUAUCUCACACACAGAGGAGGACAAAGCCGAGCCCAGACCUCCAGAAAGAGGCACAGUUGUCUUCUGAAGAGAGAGCGACCGAAGGAAGCACCACUGACUCCAGCAUGUCAGUCUGUCUGAUCAGGGCGAGCAAGGGUAACCUGCCCCGGAGAGAGAGGCAGAUUAAGCUUGGUAACGUUCCCGUUCUGCCCUGCGAGUUCCCAAGGUCCCAGCAUAGACACUCCUUUGAUGGAGACUAUUCUCUGUUCCAGAGUCACAGUUACCCAAGGCGGGCGCGGACUAAAGCAAGCCUGACCGGCAGCGGGCAGAAUUUGAACUCUGAUGAGUUUGCUCUGGAGAGCAAGAGAACGACAUACGGCAGCACAGAGUGGAUGCUGGAGAGCACAGUGUGAGCUGAUAGGACAGCAUCAUGACUGGAGGGCCAGCACUCGGCCACUGGUAACCCUUGGCGGGAGGCCGCGGGCAGGGAAGCCCUUGGCGCACUUGGCAAUGCCUUAAACCACCACACCACCGGACCUUGUCAGGGUAAAGAUGACUGAUGCACAACACCGGGGACAAGGAGGGGCCCUCACCGCACCCUCGAGUUCUUUCUUAACUUCGUCAUUAUGUGUCUGCAAUCCAAAGCAACUGGCGUCAAUCUGUGGUGCAUUCUGAGCACGUCGUUUCACAGCUGCCUGGAACAACAUCUGGUUUGCACUCGUUUCCGAAGAAGGCAAGGCUCGGCCAUUUAUUAAAACUGGAAAGUAACGGUGUAUCGCAUAAACGUGUGGAAAGAAAUGGGGGUCAAAGAUUCAGACGAUUCCAGAGUGCUUUUCAGUGACUACUAAUUUCAUGUUUGAUAUUUGUUGUAUCUGGCUGGCCUGGAUAAAUUUCUGUGUAAGUGUCUUACACUAUAUCUAUAAAGGUAUCUUGAUGGAGAUAUUUGUAUAGAUAUAUGUAUUGCUAUUCUACAUUUAUAUAUCUAUAUAGUAAAAUGAGUCGUUCCACCCAUGAUGUUUUUAAAGACCCCCUUGGAACACGUUUUUAUAUUAAAAACCUG
Messenger RNA from Mobula hypostoma (lesser devil ray), 3087 nucleotides. Its product is annotated as leucine-rich repeat and fibronectin type III domain-containing protein 1-like. The coding region runs from base 149 to 2440 and encodes 763 amino acids. Gene Ontology annotation, molecular function: protein binding. NCBI's taxonomy places the organism in Eukaryota, Metazoa, Chordata, Chondrichthyes, Myliobatiformes, Myliobatidae. The record is from RefSeq and is a predicted model, not a curated record. The transcript has 3 exons.